AAUCACUACAAACAAUGGAAGAAAGACGCGAAUUACUUUCUCGGCGGCGUGUUGGACCCAUCGAAAAAGGCUUUACGUCGGAGCGCCAAGAAAGCAGUUUUUGGCCCGUUUGAAGUUUUGGUCGAUAACACAUUGUAUGGACGCGACCUCACGAAGAAAAGUGACGGGCAAAUAGGAGGAGUGCAAAAUAUAAUUAUCUCAGAUCCGGAAUACUCGGAUUUACGAGCAUUGGAGGCACAUAAAAUUAAUGAUUUGGAAGAUAUGAUUUCCAAGUUCUUCCAGUUCCGGAGUGCUAUGAUAGAAGAAGUUAUAUAA
Molecule: messenger RNA, 315 nt
Organism: Paraglomus occultum
Lineage: Eukaryota; Fungi; Glomeromycota; Glomeromycetes; Paraglomerales; Paraglomeraceae
Source: the annotation of a GenBank genome assembly